GUGGCUCAUCUUGUAUGCUCCUUCCAAAUAUAUUUAUAACCAAACCUAUUAAAAACAACUUACCUUUAUUGUUUAGUGUUGAACUCAAUUGUCUCCUUCCUGCAAUCUUGGAUGAUCUUUCUUUCCUGGCUAAUGUGGCUUUUUCUAUGAAUACAAACAUGUCAUCAAAUUAACCAUAAUUUCCCGAAAUAAGCUUUUCAAAUUAGUAUAUGGAGAAAUGUACCUUGAUAGUCAUGAGUUUGUGCACUCAAAUUAGUAGCAAUGUGAUGAUGCGCCAUCUGGGACUGGUUAACUCUCUGGUUCAGGUUGGGUGUGUCUGGGUUUACAUUGCAUACCUGUCCUUGUAGGGUGUUUUCCUUUCCUUCUAUCCACCUCUUGGGUGGAUUACUGGUGGUGUUUACAAUCCAACCUAAAAAAUUUACUCUUUUAGAAAUAGCAAAACAUCAACUUGAAUAAAGUAUUAAUAAUUUUUAAAACUUAUUAGUUACUUGAUAGUUGAGAUUCUGAGUUAUGUGAUCCUUCUUCAACAGCAUCCAUUUGGUUAUCACCAGAUAAGUUCUUUGCCAUAGUCAAGUCAUUGUUGCCACAAUAUACGUCGACCUUUCGUUUGUUACUUAAGCUGUGUCCUUCGGCAUGGUCUACGGUUCAUUUUAACUUGCAUUAGUUUAGUAUAGACAUGUUCAUAAUAGUUUUUCAAAUUGACUAACUAUUGUCCUUUUUUAGUACUUGUUUCUACCUUGCAAACUAAUACAAAAGAACCAACUGCCGAAAAUUCAAGCUUUUUAUCAAAUGGAUUUACAAACUAAUCAGAUUAUGUAAGGAACAUACCAUGCUUUUCUGGAAUUGAGCUCAAUCUAAUAGGUUAAAGAGGCUUUCUCAUGACUUUCUGGUCCCAUAUUUCUGAGUCUGAUGUCUUUAACUUUUUACGUUUGGCAUCCAUGAUAUUUCUUCUUUCCUUUCUAGCACACGAAGCUUGAGAAGGAUACAUUACUUAAAGGUCUUCAAUGAAUGUCAUGACUUUUUCUGCUGUGUGUGACUGUUAGGGGUAAUCUGUGCACCUUCUAUGUGAGCUCCUCAAUAGGGUAUGGAUUAAAUGUUGUAUAAUUUUGGUUGAGAAGGUGAAUUAGUUAGAACUGAAUAAACUAUCCAGGUCUCACUUUAGCUAUUUUGUGGUGGUUCUACAAUUGAAUGAAUAUUGUUUUACUUAACCCUAAAUAACAGGAUAGUUCUGAAUUUCUGUAGUCACGCUGAACUUUUGUUAUGUAUAACCUUGCAACAAUGCUCCUUCUCUCACUUUGAUAUGUUCUUUAGUGGCAAGUUUUUAAGAAUUCUUUGUUAAAUAAAUUAGGAUACCUUAUCUAGAUACUUUAGAGUUGAAAAUAACAUAUUAGAAGACAGAGUGGGCAGCUCUUUUCAAGUACAUUUUAGUGUAUAAGAAAAUUCAGAUUUCUAUGCUAGUUGAAAAUUAUUGUGCAUUUUAGGUACAUGGUGAUUUUAUAAUGCUCUUUUAUAUAAGUUUUGAGCUAUACAUUGAUGUGAAAUUCAUAUUUGAUACUUAAUUGUAUACUAUGAAGUCCUGUAUUUUAAUUCAAGCACAGUCGCCGCCGCCAGUUGGUCAGCUUUCUUCAUUGUCACCAUCUCACACCCAGCAGCCGCGGAAGAAGCAGCAGGUCCCAGGGCUCUUUGCCUCGUCAUCCCCUCGUACUCGGAAGCACGCCGUCCUUGUGCAAAUCGUCGCCAGCAGCAGCGAUAGAAGGUCUCGGUGGGUGGGUCUUCAUUCGUCAUCUUACUUUGAGCCUGGCCGUCAGCUUUUUGCGACGCACCCCGAUUUGAUAAUCAUGGCGCCUGAUAGGAGUUGGAUGUCACGAAGGCAAGAUUGCACUGGUCAUCUAAGCGAGGAAUUUAAGAAAGGUGUUGUGGAAUUCCUAUAUUUUGUAGAAAGAAAUCCGACAGUCAUUGAUAGUUUAGGUCGCAUUCUUUGUCCAUGCACAAAAUGUAAGAACAGGAUUAGGGAUGAAAUAUUUUGGGUCGAAAAGUAUUUGUGUGAUCAUGGGUUUAUAGAGGGUUAUACAAACUGGACUGCUCAUGGUGAAGAAAGAUGGGUUGAACAGGAUGCAACAAAUGUUACCCAAGAACAUGAGGAAGAGAAUACAAAUCCAUAUGUAGACAUGGUUAUUGAUGCUGCAGGUGAUAACUUAAAUGUAAUGAAAGGUUUAGAAGAGGAUCCAAAUCCAUCAGCGUCGAAGUUUUAUAAGUUGCUGAGGAGUGCUGACGAACCUUUGUGGGAUGGCUACACCAAGCAUACAAUAUUGUCAGCUGUAACCCAGCUAGUGAACUUGAAAUCAGAAUUCAACAUGAGUGAGAGCUGUUAUAAUCGAAUGGUUGCCAUAAUCAAGAGCAUGCUCCCAGAAUCAGAGAAGUUGCUAGAAGAUUUUUACCGGUCAAAGACAAUGAUUCAAGAAUUACGAUUAGGAUAUGAUAAAAUUGAUGCUUGUCCUAAUCACUGCAUGCUAUAUUAUAAAGAAACAAGUGACAAGACUAGUUAUGCAGCUUGCACAAUGUGUGGACACCCAUGAUUUAAGCCAAAGGCAGAGGAUACAAUUAAUAGUAGUAGGUGUGUGCCAUACUCAAUAUUGAGAUAUUUUCCUAUUACUCCAAGGCUUCAACGUUUGUUUAUGUCUAAAACUAAUGCGCAAUAUAUGAAGUGGCAUGUGGAUGGAGUACGCCACGAUGAAUCGGUUAUCACACAUCCGGCUAAUGCUGAUGCUUGGAAACAAUUUGAUGCCACCCAUGAACUAUUUGCCCAAGAAUCUAGAAAUGUUAGUCUUGGACUUUGCACUGAUGGUUUUAAUCCAUUUUCUGGCUCGAAGACUCCAUACUCAUGUUGGCCUGUGUUUGUCACACCUUACAAUCUUCCUCCAAGUAUGUGCAUGAGAAGAGAGUACAUAUUCCUUAGUCUUUUGAUCCCUGGAUCGAAGUCUCCCGAAAAAAGAUUAGAUGUUUAUCUUAGACCGCUGAUUGACAAGUUAAAGGUUUUGUAGGACAAUGGUGUUACUACUUAUGAUGCAUGGCAAAAGAAAAAUUUUAACAUGAAGGUAGCAUUAUUAUGGACUAUAAGCGAUUUUUCGGCUUAUGAAAUGUUGUCUGGUUGGAGCACUCACGGUCAACUUUCUUGUCCGAUUUGCAUGAAGAACACUAAAUCGUUUCGACUACAACACGGCGGUAAACCCUGCUGGUUUGAUUGUCAUCGACAGUACUUGCCUGCUGGUCAUGCAUUUCGUCGUGAUCGAUACUUUUUUAAAAACUCAACCGUGGAAAACUCUUUUCUAGCGAAAUGAAUGAGUGGAGUUGACAUCUUAAAUGAGUUGGACAGACUCGAGGAAGCUAACUUUGGGGCUAAUUCGAGAGGAAAAAAGGGUGACUUUGGUACCAUUCAUAAUUGGGUGAGAAAAAGUAUAUUUGGGAGUUGCCUUAUUGGUCAACUAAUUUGAUAAGACACAAUUUAGACAUUAUGCAUAUUGAAAAAUAAAAAUUAUAUAUUAUAGGAUAGUCUAAUGAUGUUUUCUUAGUUUGUUGGAAUUGCAGCCCAUGACAUCUCACUAAAAGUAGAAGUGAUUUGGAAGUGAAAUUUUAUUUUCAGAAGCUGUCUAAGUUUUACCUUCAAUCUUGUAAUUAUUAUUAUUUUUAUUCUUUUUGUGGCCAUGAAUAAACUCGAACUCAUGUAUUUGGAUAAGGGUUGGUGGUGGGGGUUGUUAUUGUGAAGAAACUCUUAAUAUGUUCUAUGAUUUUUGGCUCGCAGGAGGAUUAAACAGUGGCCAUUUCUCUCACGAAUAGUAUAGCUGAUUAAGCAAGAACUAAUCCAGUUGUGGUUCAAAUUCAUGAGAGUAAGGAGUCAGUUCAGUUUUUCUCAAUAAAUCAGAAACUAAUUAUAUUCAAGGGGGGAAACAGUUUUGGAUCUAAAAAGUUCAUAGAAGAAAAAGGGUCAACACUUUCUAAAGAAACGCCACAAGGAUUUUCUUUAACCAGAAGGGCAAGAACAUUGAGUGAGCUCCAUAUUUUUGUCACAUUGCUGCUUGAAUCUCCCAAAGUAACAGCAAAGACAGCAUCAAAUCCUCCUGCUCCUGGAACUCCAGCCAACAACACUCCUUCCAAGUUCAGUGUAGCAUCUAAAAGUUUUGUUUGUGAUUCUGGUUCAAUCUGCAUGAAUUGCAAGAAAAGAGUAGUGAUAUUCUACCAGCAGAUAUAACUUAUAAUCAACAUCAUUCAAACAGAAGAAGCCUAAUAAUAAGUGCCAAA
Molecule: messenger RNA, 4296 nt
Organism: Arachis duranensis
Lineage: Eukaryota; Viridiplantae; Streptophyta; Magnoliopsida; Fabales; Fabaceae
Exons: 5
Coding region: 1569-2576 (335 amino acids)
Source: RefSeq, a predicted model, not a curated record